UUCAAUUGUAAAAACCGAGUCUAUUCGACUACAUUUACUUCGUGAAAGUUCUUCGUUGCGAUGUCAUCUGCCAUCUUUGUUUCGGAGGAAUAAACCCCCCGAGGUUGAAAACCGCAUUGUAGGGCGUUGAAAGCCCUUGGUACUGAUAAUAGAUAAUCGAUUAAAAUAGGAUUAUGAUAAGAAGUGCUAGUGAAUUAUCCUUCAACUGAGGGAAACGAAGAGUAUCCAAGUUGUUAUCAAUUCCCUCAUUGGCUCAGCGACUACGAUAUCGUGGUCGCACCGAAGAUUGACCGAUUCGCAAUUCUGUGUACGGAGUGAGAUCAUGGAGGGAAUGCAGUCGUUUGCCUCAACCGAAUUGGAUUGCGUAGAGCAUCUGCUGGCCCGUUUCUUCCACCCAGAGACUUCGAACGCAGAAAAGCAAUCACUCGAGAGAAAUCUGGAAGCACUUCAAGACACUCAUUUCUCAUGGAAGUUCUGUCUCGCAAAUAUGCGGCGGUUCGAUAAUCACUACGUGUGGUUUUUUGCUGUUUCGACGGUCGAGCGCACAAUCAGACUGCGCUGGGUGCAGUUAACGACAGAUGAACGUUCCUCUAUCCGCGAUGAAUUGCUUGCCAUCUACUGCAGCUAUGAGCCAGACGUACCCGUCCUACAGCGUGAAAAAGUUGCCCAGCUGCUAGCCAUGGUCGCCAAGCGCCAGUUUCCCGACGAGUUUAGUAACUAUAUUGGGCACCUGAUAGAUUUGUUGCAAACCAAGUUUAGUCUUGGCUUAGCGCUUUGCCGAGCGACUGGCGACAUCAUAACCCGCAACUUGAACGAUGUACCUAGUGAACGUCAAAAACGUUUCUCGGACACCAUCUGCAGUAACAUUCCAACCCUGCUCAGCCUGCUGAAUGAGUAUUGCGCUUUCUUUGUGCAACACCUCAAUGCAAACAUAGCAGGGCCGAGUGGGAUGGCGAACUGCGUCAAACCUGAAGCAACAAAUGGUUCGCUAGACUCUAACCGCAUUGAAAGCUACACUACGGAGCUUCUGCAAACAUUGCAGCAGUUCUUCACCUGGGCUCCGCUUGCAACGAUGGAUGAUUCGUUGCUGCACAAUAUCACCCUGCUGGCACACUGGGAUGAAGCUCACUGCCAUAUGUCCAUAACUGCACUCGCAGCGCUCUCGGAGUUGUUUUACAGCCACAAAGUGUUUCCGCAGCGUCCUCGCAUGGUUCAUACGAUGAAUGCACUGCUAACGCAACCACAGCUACGGCAGGCGGAAGAGCUGUACCAGGACAAACUGACCGAGUUAUUGCGGGUGUUUAUCGAUCGCGAAUGGAUGCAACACUACUACCAAAAUGAUUUUCCAGCACCCGGUUUUUUGCACUAUCUACGAGGUUUUACAUUCGCUGCUUAUGGCGCACUCGCCUUUGCCGAGCGGCUUGGCUGUUGGGAGAGAAUCGUUCAUAGUUGUCCCCUCGAGGAGAGUGCAAAUGUUGACCGACAGGAUCCGCACUGUGCCGAGAAGCGUAAUGUUGGCGAGCGUUUGCAGAGUAUUGUCGAAACGGUGAUAGCUGUCGGUUGUGCUACGUUGACGCGAAUGCUGCACCAGUACGAUAGCGAUCAGUUGUUGGAAGUGCUGGAUAACGAGGUCGUCGACGAGAAUAUGGAAACUGAACUACAACAGUAUUACAAUCAGUGUCUUGACUUUGUCUCGCUGGUCACCCAAUAUCAACCAUUCCGCAUGUACAAUGCCAUUUUCGAAUUCGCCUACGACACAAGUCGCCCCUAUCAGCAGUUCUUCGAGUUAUGCAAACUGAUUAAAGGAAGCAGUGCUACUAUCAACCCCAACGCGGCUACUCUUCGUGAAUUGGCAGAUCCAGCGAACGAGGUACGACUUCGCUGGCAGCUGCGGGACUUUGGCUGUUCAUGCCAAAUGUUAGCCUAUCUCUGUCCGUCACUACGCGGCAAGCUCGAUACCGUGGAAGCAUCCAUCGAUUGGCUCACCAGCGAACAGAUUCGUCUGUUUGUAGAGAUCAGCCAGUGCUCACCACCCGAUCGCUUUUACUGUCAAGCAGGACCUAAUUUGACGCGAGAUCUGAUUCAAGCGGUAGCGCAGUUGCUUACUUCGGUAAAGUCUUUGCUAUUAUUUUCUGGAACGAAUGCACGACCGUUCGAUGCUUCGAUGGCGGAAUUUUUCGCCCAGGUCGCUAAACAACUUGCACCACUUGAGCACCUCCGUCCGUUUGAUCGGUGGAACGUGCUGGAUAAUGCGGCGGCCUUUAUUUUGUAUCACGCCAGUAUCAACCACUAUCAACCAGAGUAUCUUCUGGAGAUACUGCAGCCAUUUACCAUUUCAAACCUAAACCAUCUUGAUUACACCAGCGCCCAGAAGCUGCGUAAAGCGAUCUGCUUCUGUAUUGUUGCACCGUGGCAGUGCAUCCCUACUAAUGGGGUGAGCUUAGAGAAUCACCAAAAUGAACGACUUUUGCAGCAGUACAUUGCAGUGUUGGCAGAAAAUUUGUUGCGUCUUGAUCUAUCCGAUCCAUCAGGCUGGCAUUCGUUGUUGGUGACUGCAGAUGAGGCACAUAAAGAGCAGACAAAGACGAGUGGCACAACAGUCAACCAACAGUCAACCAACGCAACUACCGUUCACAUGGAACUGGCUCAGCUGAAGGACCUAAUUGGGAGCUUUUCAUGUUGCAAUAGCAAGGUGAAAGUUCAGUUGGCGAUUGCAUACCGUCCCAUCAUCGAGAAAGUUCUCUCUCUCUACCGUAUGCUCGGGUCUACCGGCAGUCAGACCAGCGAGUCUCCGAACGCACUGUUACUUGAAUUCUUUCACAGCGUUAUUGCCGUGCUACAAGCACAACUCGGAGAACCUUUCCUGCACGACGCCAUUCGCGGCUUUGUGGAAAUGUUUCGCAUCGCCACCGCCUCGCGCCAACAGCUACGCUCACUCAAUACCUUGCUUAGCAUCUUCCUGUUGAUCGUUGAGAAACCGAGUACCGGAACACUACUACUGCCAGACAUCGUAGAGUUCACCGUUUCAGCGGUACUGCCAGUUGUUUUCAAUUGCGACUUGCAAGUGUCCAAAACAGACCAGCACCGCCAUAGCGAGGUGUGUGGAGCUGUGUUCAAACUCUUUCACGCGUUGCUCCUUCACCGGUGGCAAUACUUCUGCAAAACCGAUCUGCCAAGAAGUCUUGGUUGGGGCGAAAGCAGGUUUCACGAUGGCGGUUGCAACAUUGUUCAUACUGACCAAUUUGGAGCCAUAUUGAAUAGUUACGGCGUGACGAUCACGGGCUCAAAGGAUACGCAACUUGUGCACGAAGUACUCGAUUCCUUGCAGGAGCUCCACAUUCGAUGGGGCCUUUUUCGGUUGGAGUUUUUCCGAACCAAUUUUCUAUCAUCAUUCAUAGCGACACUAUUGCAAGCACUUGCAACGCCCGAGGGUGUCUUGCACUCGGGGAUUAUACUGAAUUUACUGUACUCGAUGUCAAAGGUCAGCACCGGGUGCGAAGUGUUUACCGGGAUACGAUCGAUCGGGUUGGCCCCAGAAACGGAAACACAUUUGAAUGCUGUGAUGCAAGCAACGGACUUUCCUACGUUCACCCAGCAGAUGGAUGUUUUCAUUCACGAUGUCAAAAUUCUUCAACAACCGAACUGAGUAGGAUAACGUUGUUUUAAGGGUUUUUUUUAUUUUUUGAACGUUUUCCAACCAAAAUUGCACAUAGUUCAAAAUGAAUCUCAAAAUAUCGUUUAGUUUAUUCGUUGUCUUCGUUAUACAGUAUUUUUAUUUAUCUCGUAAGACUUCAUGUCAAUCCAAUUGAUGGUUCGGUGAACGAACUU
Molecule: messenger RNA, 3828 nt
Organism: Anopheles cruzii
Lineage: Eukaryota; Metazoa; Arthropoda; Insecta; Diptera; Culicidae
Gene: ebo
Product: exportin-6
Exons: 5
Coding region: 323-3646 (1107 amino acids)
Biological process (GO): protein export from nucleus
Molecular function (GO): nuclear export signal receptor activity
Source: RefSeq, a predicted model, not a curated record